Messenger RNA from Indicator indicator, 1642 nucleotides. RefSeq names its product patatin like phospholipase domain containing 4 (gene PNPLA4). Gene Ontology annotation, biological process: triglyceride catabolic process; lipid homeostasis. Gene Ontology annotation, cellular component: membrane; cytoplasm; lipid droplet. Gene Ontology annotation, molecular function: retinyl-palmitate esterase activity; triacylglycerol lipase activity. The transcript has 8 exons. Lineage: Eukaryota; Metazoa; Chordata; Aves; Piciformes; Indicatoridae. Bases 1 to 1053 code for a protein of 350 amino acids. The record is from RefSeq and is a predicted model, not a curated record.
AUGUGGACUGCUAAAAGUCUUUGUAGUGUUCAAAUGCAGUUGCUUCACUUGAAGAAAGGCAGACUAUGUAGCUGCAUGUUUCCAAACACUGAGCAGUUCUGGACUGGAAUUCUAAACAACUGUCUCACAACAGCGCCACAUAACAGAGUGGAAUUCCAGGUUUCCAAGUUGAAUGAUAAACAAUCAGUAGCAGAUGAAAGAAUGGCUACUAGUGCAGAGGAAGCUAAAGCAGCUGCUGGAAAAAGUCCUAGUGAAGUAUGUGAUGGAAGCCAACAUCCAUUAGAAGCAAAAAUGAAACACAUCAAUCUGUCAUUUGCAGCUUGUGGUUUUCUGGGUAUUUACCACUUGGGGGCAGCAGCUGCUUUUUGCAAGCAUGGUAAGAAGUUACUGAAAGUUGUGAAAGCUUUUGCGGGAGCUUCUGCGGGAUCACUGGCUGCCACUGUCUUAUUAACUGUACCAGAAAAUAUAGAGAAAAGUAAGCAGUUUGCCUAUGGAUUUGCAGAGGAAGUUAGAAAAUUGGACUUCGGUGCUGUAACGCCUGGUUAUGAUUUUAUGAAAACACUUAGGGAAGGCAUAGAGUCUAUACUUCCUUCAAAUGCUCAUGAGAUUGCUGAGAACCGUCUCUAUGUGUCAGUCACUAACACCAAAACUGGGGAAAAUCGCUUGGUUUCAAAUUUUGCCUCCAGGGAGGACCUCAUUAAGGUCCUGCUAGCAAGUAGUUUUGUACCACUAUAUGCAGGAAUUAAGGCAGUGGAAUAUAAAGGAGAGAAGUGGGUUGAUGGUGGCCUUACCAAUGGCCUUCCUAUCUUGCCUGUUGGAAGAACUGUGACAAUUUCUCCUUUCAGUGGUCGAUUAGAUAUCUGUCCACAAGAUAAAGGACGUGUGGAUCUCUAUCUUAAGCUUGCAAAACAAGAUAUAAUGCUGUCUCUGGCCAACCUAGUGAGACUUAAUAGAGCUUUCUUCCCACCAAACCAGGAGAAAAUGGAAUCAUUUUACCGAAAUGGAUUUGAUGAUGCUGUACGUUUUCUACUGAAAGAAAACUGGUUUGAAUAGAUGAUACAUAGAAAAUUAACAAAACCUGAUGGCUGUCAAAACACAGCUACAGGCAUCCCACAAAAUCUCAAUGACUGUUGUCUCAGUUCCUGUUUGGGAAAAUAAAACUCCAAAUGGAAUUGCAUCUGCUUCUGCUGAGAAAGUAUCUGCCCUGCUCCAAAGACCUGUGUAAACAUGUCAGAAUGGGAAUUGUGGUUGCCUGGUAGUUGUCUUGUUUUGAUGAGGUUCAAACUUACAUCUGUUUUGCUUCAUCUGAGGACUUGAGUGUGGGAUUUGUGAAAAGCUCAUGUGCAACAGCAGGUACAGAAACUUGGGAAAGUAAUUUUUAGUGUUAUUUGAGAGACAAACCAAAAUUAUACCAUAAAAAAAUUACAAACCCGUAUUGUUCAUUUUAAUGUAAUAGUUGUGCAUGCUAAUUGGGUGCUUGCAAUAUUGCUGAUCUAAUAAGUAUCAUGCACUUGAACACUUAGCCCUAGCCACAAUAAAUAAAAUAUUUGCACUUUUUGAUAUGUAUAUUUUUUAACCUGGCCUUUUCCAGUGAAUGGGGUCUUAUAAAAUGUGUAAUAGUAGUUGAAAUUUCUAACAGAAG